AUGGAGCUGUUUCGACGCCUCCCGGAUGUGUUGAUUGUCGGUGAUAUAGAUGCGGCUAGAAAUUGUAUAUCGAAUGAUCCUAAGGGAAACAAAUCGGAGUAUGGUAAUGCAGUGAUUUUGUGGCACUGUCAUACUUGGCUUGGUGGCACCCCCCCAACUAUCCACUUACCCACAAACAAAUUAUUUACCUGGACCAAGCUGACCCCAGGACGAGCUCAUUCUGAUUUGGCGAACGUUUCGCUUAGAUCUAAACAUCUUAGUGAACCUAUGGGGUGGUGCCCUUGGAAACACCGUACCUUUCGAUUCCAUUGUGCGAAUACUGAACAGUCUAAGCGAUCCAAACGUUCCGCUUUGCUGCAUAUCAGGGAGCAAUUUCGGCCUCUGACUAUUUCGCUGACAAGAGGUUUCCAAGGUCCAUUCAGACGAAUCAAGUGGAACAGCUUGUGCACAUUUCCAGCAUUCUUUGCAUCUUCCAUUUCUUCGGCCUUUCGGCGCAUCGGGUCAAGUGGACACUUUGAAUCGGCUCUGACCGAAGUUGUUCAACAGAACGUUUGGACUCAUUGGAGGGAGUCGAUGUUCACUCUGCAUACGCAUGAAUCCCUACUCGAUACAGACUGGAAGGAGCUAGCGCGGCAACUGUAUGAGCAGGUCUCACCUGACUUUCUACAAGAACAACUACGCACUUUUGCUGCUGGCCAGCCACAUCCACCUGGGACGAUUGCUAAUCGGGUUUUGGGAGAACGAAUUGCCUCGGAUUGGGAAUCGUGGCAUAUCCCCAUUGUUCGACGUGAGGAGUUCUUUGUCACGUUGCCUCUCGGACCAUCUCCUUCUGGGCCUUUGAAUGAGGUGAUUCUUACGGAUGCUGCCGGUUCUAAAGUGAUCUUUGAAGCAAAAAACUAUGUUAGUACACCGUCUGAUCAAACGACACCGGUAUCCAAUUUGUCACAUUCUCAAGAGAAUUCGGCUGAGGCAACUUAUGGGAAUUCAGACAGCCUCUCCAUUCUCCCCGUGUAUCACGCGUAUUCAACCAACGGUUCAGUCACAGGUCGUUUUGUGUUCCUCAAUUAUUGCAGACCUCGGGAUUUGGUUACUUUCGACAAAACACAAGGUCGCCAAAAAGGUCAACCGAGUCUUUUGUGUUCGGGAAAACUUACUGCAAUUGCCCGUUUACAAAAAACCACGCGACAGUCAAAAAUACGCGCGCUCUUCACGCAUUGUGAUUGUGGCCCUGCUGGAUCCCCUGUACCUGGCCACCAUCCUUCUGCAUUGGUUCUUUAUCCAGACCCACAAGACACCGUUUCCCCACACCACCCCGUCUAUCCCGACGGACCUGGUCUUCCAGGUGACUCCCCAAUCUUUGGUCAUUUAUGCAUGUCACAUGGAGGGGGUGGAAAUCCCUGCGCUCCCCACCUACCUUCUUCUAUUCAUACCUACGAAACUCACGAAAUGACGCCAGGCAAAGCUCUUACUCCGAUUCCUGUUCAACCAAUCAGUUACAAUGAUGCUGCCGUCAUCCUCUCCCACCUUUCCGGGCCUGAACUACCUGAAGAAUGGAGCGGGUGCUUGGCUACUCACCUCGGUCCGUCUCAUGACAGCAUGUUGAAGGUCACCGUCAAUAAUCGCGUUUCACCGGAGCGUAUUCCUUUGCUAAACGUACUUGGGAUAAUCCCGGGUUCCACGGACGAAUCGGACCAUUACGUAGUAUUUGGGAAUCAUCGAGAUGCAUGGGUUCAAGGUGCUUGUGAUCCGGGAUCUGGCACAAUCAUUCUGCAGCAACUUGCAAAACUGUUAGGGUCAGCCUAUAAGGAAGGCUUCCGUCCUCGUCGAACAAUCGUUCUGGCAAGCUGGGACGGCGAGGAACUUUCUUUAUUGGGAUCCACGCAUGAAGUUGAGCAGCGGUCUUUAGAAUUGGGACGGCGAGCUGUCGCCUACAUCAAUGCCGAUUGCCCUGUGAAAGGACACACAAGUUUUGUGGCUCGCACCGAUACGCUGUUAGCAGAUACACUUCUCACAGCCUCUAGACUUGUCCAAGUCGACCCGCCUGCGAGUACGACAAUUUGGCUGCAUGAAUGGUUGAAACAAGAGGGCAAGUCACUGGACAGUGAACCAUGUGUUACUCCGCCAGGGACUGGCUCAGACCACAUUCCUUUUUCUUACAAACUGGGUGUUCCAUCUUCGUAUCCCGGAUUUACACCAGAUGACGGGCUGGCCUAUCCGCCUAUCUACCACACGGCCUAUGAUAUCAUCAGCGUUGCGGAACGAUUUACUGACCCCGCAGUUUCUGAUACCGGGCCAUUGCCGAGACACCGACUCCUUGUUCGCCUGUACCUGACUAUGAUACUUCAGCUUUGUUGCGCAAGCCGUCUACCAUAUUCAAUCUGUCGCUGGGCCACGACGUUUUCGAAGGAGUGGGCAGAAUUCAACCAGGUUGCGGCCUCUAAAGUUCCGAAAUUGGCAGAUUUCGGAGUUAACUUGGACUGGAUCAGCGAAGACUUGGACCAAAUGUUGCAUUCCGCGGAACGUGUUGAAGCAUUCUUGAAUACAUUGGAGCAGCGUACAGCCGAAUUUCCUGCUGUACUCAAUCGAACGGUUGCCAAUAUACCCAAAUGCUUUGUGAAGCCCUCUCUCGCUGAUCCCAAUUCAUUCCCUUUCGUGUUGUACGCACCACGUGGGUUUCAAACCGUUUAUUUCCAUCGCGUCCAGUCUGCAUUCACUCGGUUGCUCAAACACAUUCAUGACGAUAACUCAGAAGAGAAAUCCAACUGUUUGAGGCUUCUGAAGCAGGAACUCUCCAUACUGGCUUCGUGUAUCAAUGAAGCCACCGAGUGCAUGAGAAAUGGCCUAGUUGGAUUCGAGGGUUUGGCUUAAAUCGACCGGUGUAGAUUGUUCGUGUGCUCUGGUUCUUCUGAUUACACUAACUUUUUUGAACGAGUGCUUCCAUUGUAUGAUAUAUUGCCCCUCUUCUCGUGUUUUGACGUUCUUUGAUUUUGCUUUGGGCUUAAAACGCUCUGUUAGAAACUGUUUUUUAUACUGUGAUAGACGUUAGUAUUUUCGUUGCUUUGAUACAACUGCGCCUGUGACUUCCGUACUUCUCCAUAAUGUUGUAUGAUUGUAAGUUACCACGGAACUUGUU
Opisthorchis viverrini is the source of this 3133-nucleotide messenger RNA. RefSeq lists its product as hypothetical. The record is from RefSeq and is a predicted model, not a curated record. NCBI's taxonomy places the organism in Eukaryota, Metazoa, Platyhelminthes, Trematoda, Opisthorchiida, Opisthorchiidae. The coding region runs from base 1 to 2868 and encodes 955 amino acids. The transcript has 15 exons. Gene Ontology annotation, molecular function: carboxypeptidase activity.